Molecule: messenger RNA, 246 nt
Organism: Brugia malayi
Lineage: Eukaryota; Metazoa; Nematoda; Chromadorea; Rhabditida; Onchocercidae
Product: small nuclear ribonucleoprotein, putative
Exons: 2
Coding region: 1-246 (81 amino acids)
Cellular component (GO): NatC complex
Source: RefSeq, a predicted model, not a curated record
AUGCCGGAUCAAGAAGAUUUAGGGAUACGUCGAUGGCUUGGGAAGAUUUUACGACUCGAAUUAACGGAUGGACGUAUAAUUGAAGGGAAAUUUGUGUGCACUGAUAACGCACCAAAUAUAAUUCUUAGUGGUUGUAAGGAACAAUGGAAAGAUGAAUUGGAAUCCCGAAUGGUUGGCCUUGUUAUGGCAAAUGGAAAGCAUAUACGAACAAUACAUCUAGUACAUACUACAGCGGAGAAGGGAUAA